Molecule: messenger RNA, 3390 nt
Organism: Nylanderia fulva
Lineage: Eukaryota; Metazoa; Arthropoda; Insecta; Hymenoptera; Formicidae
Source: RefSeq, a predicted model, not a curated record
AUGGAAGGGCUAUUGGCCGAACAAAAGGUGACGCUCAAAUCAAUCACUCGCUCAUUGGAGAAUUUUAAAAAAAUCGGAAAAGACAAUCUCACGUACGGAAUCGUGCGAUCCCGCCUGCAAAAAUUGAAGGAUGAUUAUGCUCGAUACGAGCAUACACAUGCCAAGGUACUCGCUCUCGCAACCGAGGACUUCGUCGCCACCCACAAAUAUUUCACCGAGGACCGAUUCUCCGCUUGUGAAGCAGCAUAUUAUACCGCCUCUGAUUACAUGGCCGAAUGGGAAGCGCAGCUGGAACCCCAAGCGACAUCCACUCCCGAGCCGUCAUCCAUCGUAAGCCAUCGUCAAAACGUCUUCACAUCCCGGUCAGCGUUUCAACUUCCGCGUAUAAGCUUGCCGAGAUUUUCCGGCGAAUUUAGCGAUUGGGAAUCGUUUCGCGAUCAAUUCAAAGCGUUGAUAAUCGAGAACAGUGAUCUCGUAGAUGUAAAUCGCCUGCAAUAUUUACAUUCCUGCGUGAAGGGCGACGCGUUCGAUAUCGUGCGAAAUCUCGCGUUAGUCGAUUCGAAUUUCAAGGUCGCCUGGGACUUAUUAAUAGCACGCUACGAUAACAAAAGACGCUUGGUGCACGAGCAUAUUCACGAGUUGACAUCACUCACGCCGAUUAAUUCCGAAUCCGCGUCCGCGCUUUCCGCGUUAAGAGAUAAAGCGAACGUGGCAAUUAAAGCGUUAAAACAUCUCGGGCGGGCGGUGGACCAAUGGGACGAUAUUCUUGUAUAUUUGAUCGUGCAAAAAUUCGAUAAGGCCACUCGAAAAGCGUGGGAAUUGCAGCUCGGAGAUACAACCGAAUAUCCCACGUUUGAUAGUCUCGAACAGUUUUUAACCUCGCGUAUACGCGCUUUUGAGAAUAUUCUGCCGUUCAAUAAGGGCAAGACUUCGAAUCAGCUGUCGGUGCAAAGCCAUGUAACAAAUACAAGUGCAAUGAAAUGUCCCGUUUGUCAGAAACCGCAUCUAUUAUUUGCGUGUCCGGAAUUUCGAAAUAAACCCGCAAGCGAACGUCGAGAAAUAGCUCAAAGGGUUCGGUGCUGUUACAAUUGUCUGAGUACCAAGCAUAAUCGAAAAAAUUGCCAAAGCAAACAUACGUGUCAACAGUGUCAACAGAAGCAUCAUACUCUUCUCCACGAAGGCGACACGAGUAAAGUUAAUGAAGCACGCUCUCCGACUGCGAGCACCUCGACGGCGGAUGAACCCGUCUCGAUUAAUACGCACGUUGUUUCACGCGUUAACUUUUCAAAAACUGGCAUUCUACUCGCGACAGCUUGGGUCGCGGUUCAUAGCGCUACCGGCACCCGGGACGUCGUACGCGCAUUAUUGGAUCAGGGCUCGGUCACAACUCUCAUUUCAGAACGAUUAGCUCAACGCUUGCGACUUAAGCGAUCUCGUGUUUCAGUCUCGAUAACAGGCAUCGGAUGCGCGGCGUCCGUUGCCAAACAAGCAGCACGGAUUGACAUCUCCCCCCGCGACAUGUCAGGUCCUGUGUUGUCCCGCGUGGAAUUUCUCGCCGAGUUGGAAUAUCUGCGCUCUCUCAAUCUAGCCGACAGCGAUCCAACAAGCUCGGAGCCCAUCGAUAUCAUUAUUGGAGCUGACCUUUACGGAUCAGUUCUGAGAUCAGGCAUUCGAUCGCGAUCUUCACAAGAACCCGUAGCGCAAAACUCCAUUUUCGGGUGGAUUCUCUCCGGACCUAUGUUCACGGAACUAGAGUCCGCCUCCCAUCAGUUAUCGACGCAUCACUGCACAGUGCAUGCGGACCUCGAUAUGCAGUUGAAGCGCUUUUGGGAGAUUGAAGAACUCCCUCGUUCGCGUCACAUCUCUCCGGAGGAAAAGCGGUGCGAAGAACAUUUCGCGUCGACUCAUUCUCGCUCUCCGACCGGGAGAUACAUAGUCAGGCUCCCAUUCAAAACGCCUCCUCCAUUGAGCCUCGGCGAUUCAAGGUCGGCGGCUCUAGCCUUGUAUACUCGAGCCGAAGCUCGUUUGAAAGCGCGGCCUGAACAAGCAACCGAAUACCACGCGUUUUUACAAGAGUAUAAACAAUUAGGACACAUGAUGAAAGUGUCAUCGCCGCGCCACAAUUCUAAUCAAAUAAUUUACAUUCCUCAUCAUGCAGUCAUACGUGAACACAGUGCCACGACCCAUCUGCGUGUCGUGUUCAAUGCCUCCUCGCCUACGUCAAAUGGUUUGUCGCUUAACGAUCAUCUCAUGAUCGGUCCGAAGUUACAAACCGAUUUGCCAUCGAUCCUCACGCGCUGGCGACAGUUUCGCUAUGUCUAUACCGCAGAUAUUGCAAAAAUGUAUAGGCAAAUUUUAGUUGAUCAACGCGACACCGACUAUCAACGGAUUCUUUGGCGAUCCGAUGUCGACGCUCCGAUAGAAGACUAUCAAUUGCAAACCGUAACUUACGGUACAGCAAGCGCACCUUACUUGGCCAUCCGAGUUUUAAACCAACUCGCUCUCGAUGACGGCCAUGACUUUCCCGCCGCAGUAUCAGUCCUUCAACAGCAUACUUAUGUUGAUGAUUGUGUUUUCGGCGCAGACGAUAUACCGCUCGCUUGUAAGACAAAGGAUCAGCUUGUAUCCUUACUCAAUAGAGCAGGCUUUCAACUUCGCAAGUGGGCAAGCAACAAUCAGUCGUUGCUUGCUGAUAUCGAUCCUUAUGAUCAUGGUCUGGCGCAAGCCAAGACCCUGCAAACGGACGAUUCUCUAAAGGUCUUGGGUCUCAAAUGGAACCCAUACGUUGACGCGUUUCAGUUUGAAAUAUCGCUGUCGACCGAGGUUCCUGCAACAAAACGCGCCGUUUUAGCGACCAUCGCUACCAUCUUUGAUCCACUUGGGUGGUUAACACCCGUCGUAAUAACAGCGAAGAUCUUUAUGCAAAAACUGUGGACGGCGCGAUGUGAGUGGGACGCCGUACUUCCCCAUGAAUUGUUCGCUGCUUGGCGUAGCUACUACGCGCACCUAUCGACUCUGCGCGAGAUUUUAAUUCCGCGAUGGAACGGGUAUGGGUCCGACACGGUUUCAGCGGAAAUUCAUGGAUUCGCUGACGCGUCUACUGCCGCGUAUGGAGCCGUCGUUUAUUUAAAACUGACCAAACGUAACGGAUCAGUCAAAAUCACGUUGAUGAGCGCGAAAUCUAAAGUCGCCCCGCUUAAACCCCUCACGGUUCCGCGAUUCCACGGUAGUACUAGCAUGGCUCAAGCAAUCUCCCGCUCGAUGAAAAUUUUCGUGGCCAAUAGGGUCCACGAGGUUCAAAGUCAAGUUCCAACGCGAUAUGGCACCACGUUCCAUCACCGCAAAACCCUGCCGAUCUCGCUUCACGAGGCGUCCAGCCGGCCGACCUAA